GCCUCCCGCCUCCCGCCCCUUUGCUCCUUGCUCACUCUUCGGACCCAAGCCUCCUGCUGCCUGCUGCUGCCCCAAUCAACUCACCAAGAGACCUGCCUUACAACCAUCAUGACGACUACACCCCCUCCUGAGCAAGCGCUGUCCGACAUUGGCCUCUAUGGCUUGGCGGUCAUGGGGCAGAACUUCGCUCUCAACAUGGCCAGCCACGGCUUCAGCGUGUCCGUCUGCAACCGGUCUCCCGGGAAGGUCGACGCCACCGUCGAGCGUGCCAAGGAGGAGGGAGAUCUCCCCCUCGUCGGCUACAAGGAGCCGAAGGAGUUCAUCGAGUCCCUCGCCAAGCCCCGCAAGGUCGUCCUGCUCGUCCAGGCCGGCGCGGCGGUGGACGCCACCAUCGCCACCCUCUCCGAGUUCAUGGAGGAGGGGGACAUCCUGGUCGACUGCGGCAACGAGUGGUUCCCGAACUCGCAGCGCCGCGCGAAGGAGCUCGAGCCCAAGAAGAUCAUGUUCGUGGGCAUGGGCAUCUCCGGGGGGGAGGAGGGCGCCCGCAACGGCCCCUCGCUCAUGCCGGGCGGGCCUAAGGAGGCGUUCGACGCGCUUGCCCCCAUCAUCACCAAGUGCGCCGCCCAGGUGAACGACGGGCCUUGCACCACCUACCUUGGCAGCAUCGGCUCCGGCAACUACGUCAAGAUGGUGCACAACGGUGUCGAGUAUGGAGACAUGCAGCUCAUUGCCGAGGUGUACGACGUACUCAAGCACGUGGCUGGAAUGGACAAUGACGAGCUUGCUGCGACAUUCGGGGACUGGAACACGGGAGAACUGCAGAGCUUUUUGAUCGAGAUCACGGCGGUCAUCUUCUCCCGGAAGGACGAUCUGACGGACAGCGGGCACGUCGUGGACAAGAUUCUCGACAAGACCGGCAUGAAGGGCACGGGCCGGUGGACUAUCCAGGAGGCGGCCGAACGCAGCACCGCCGCGCCGACAAUGGCCGCGGCGCUCGACGCCCGCUACAUCAGCGGGCGCAAAGCCGAGCGCGUCGAAGCCGCCAAGACCCUCACGGGACCCACCGACAUCCCGAAGGUGUCCAAGGAGCAGCUGGUGGAGGACAUCAAGGCCGCCCUCUACUGCUCCAAGAUUUGCUCCUACGCGCAGGGCAUGAACCUCAUCAAGAGUGCGUCGAAUCACUUCGAGUGGGGGGUGGACCUCGGCGAGUGCGCCCGCAUCUGGAAGGGAGGGUGCAUCAUCCGAGCGGCCUUCCUCGACGACAUCAAGCGCGCCUACGUCCGCGACCCGGAGCUCGACAACCUCCUCGUCGACCCAGACUUCACGGCGCAGAUCCUGGAGCGCCAGGCGUCCUGGCGGCGCGUGGUGACGCUGUGCGUUGCCAGCGGGAUCGCCGCUCCGGCCAUGACCGCUUCCCUCUCCUACUUCGACUCCUACCGCCGCGCCCGCUUGCCGGCUAACUUGGUCCAGGCCCAGCGCGACUUCUUCGGGGCGCACACCUACGAGCGCGUCGACAAGGAGGGAACGUUCCACUGCCUCUGGGACGACACCCACAAGGAUAUCGGGGACGUUACCGGUAGAAUCGCGGGCGAGCUGUAGUGUGAGCCGCUUGCCGCCAUUCUGUGUACCUGUCUGUUUUUGUGUCAUGGUGGGACAGAGGGCAAGCAGUACCCGGUAGUAGUGUCUCGCCUGCCUGCGCUGCUGUCGUUGUUUGGAUAUUUCUUUGCACAUAGUUGUUUUUAUUCGGAGAUUUUGUUGACAUUACCUGGUUGUGUGGAGGAUGAGAUAGGGAUUCAUGUUAUGGCGGGCUCUAUCGCACAGGCGGACGAGUGUUAGCGUACCGCGGUGUGACUUUUGGUCUACCUGGAAGAUUUUGGAGCGCCUGCUGUGUUGGUUGCAUUUUCUUCGCUUGCAAGAAGAUGUCCCUGCUGGUGGAUUGUCUUUCCCUACCUGGUGCGAUUGAGUGCGCCAUCAGCCGGCACGAUCAUAUGACCCGAAUUCGACCUUAUUUCUGUGGCGUCGAACUUGCUAGCUAUGCGCAACGCACCGGUCCGAUCACGAGAAGAGUACCUAUUUUGGAGUCUUGCGUUGUUCUGAGGGUAAAGCCCAGCGGAUCGAAUUCGAGCGAGUCUUGAGAGGCUCUCAAGCAUCGUUUAAUGUGACACAUAACGCGCCGUGUGGUCCCGGAUGGAGUGUGUCACCGAAAUGAACGACUACACACGGGUUUUGUGUGUGGACAUCUAGCUGACGCGCGUAGGGCUUGUGCAUGGCCAGCGGAAGUGUAACAUGUGUUGAAGAUGGAAAUUUACAAGUCUCGCACUUUGUAAUUCCUG
Ectocarpus siliculosus is the source of this 2333-nucleotide messenger RNA. The record is from the annotation of a GenBank genome assembly. NCBI's taxonomy places the organism in Eukaryota, Phaeophyceae, Ectocarpales, Ectocarpaceae.